Messenger RNA from Poecilia reticulata (guppy), 1060 nucleotides. It is a transcript of the gene gstt1b, whose product is annotated as glutathione S-transferase theta 1b. Gene Ontology annotation, biological process: glutathione metabolic process. Gene Ontology annotation, cellular component: cytoplasm. NCBI's taxonomy places the organism in Eukaryota, Metazoa, Chordata, Actinopteri, Cyprinodontiformes, Poeciliidae. Gene Ontology annotation, molecular function: glutathione transferase activity. The record is from RefSeq and is a predicted model, not a curated record.
GUUUGGGCCGAACUUCCGGUGUUUUCAGUUUUUUCUUGCUGUUGGGAGGAUCGUUGACAGCUGCAGUGAGACGCGGGUAAAAGAUGGUGGUGGAACUUUAUCUGGACCUUUUCUCUCAGCCAUGUCGCUCCGUUUUUAUUUUUGCGAAGAAGAACAACAUCCCCUUCGAGUUCAAGAAGGUUUCCCUGAUGGACGGUGAACAUUUUGGAGAUGAAUUUGGGAAAAUCAGCAAGAUCAGAAAAGUUCCAGCACUUCGAGACGGAGACUUCUGCCUGGCUGAGAGCGUCGCCAUCAUGCUCUACCUGGCCGAGAAGUUCCAGACUCCGGACCGCUGGUUCCCGGCCGACCUGCGGCUGCGUUCCCGGGUCAACGAGUAUCUGUCCUGGCAGCACUCGGCCAUCCGGAUGCACGGCUCCAAGAUGCUCUGGAUGCGGCUCAUGAUUCCUAAGAUCAUGGGGAUCGACGUCCCGAAGGAGAAGAUGGACGGAGCGCUGGAGGACCUGAACGCCUCGCUGACCCUCAUCGAGGAGAACUUCCUCCAGGACCGGCCCUUCAUCGUGGGGGACCAGAUGUCUCUGGCCGACCUGGUGGCCAUCGUGGAGAUCAUGCAGCCGCUGGGCGCCGGGCUGGACGUGUUCGAGGGUCGACCGAAGCUGAGCGCCUGGCGGGACCGGGUGCAGGCCUCCAUCGGGAAGGAUCUGUUCGACGAGGCCCACCGGGGCAUCCUGGGGGCGCAGGACAGCAUGAAGCAGCUGGAUCCCAGCAAACUGGAGCUCUUCAAGCCAAAGAUCCUCCGGCUGUUCUUCUGAAAAACAGGAGGAUAAAACGGAUGUCGUAACAAAGCCUCAGCCUCCGUUUAACUUUUACUCUAAUGAUCCCGCUUACAUAAGGUUGACUAAGCUAAACGGACUGAUUGUGUAACCGAGGAGUGAAACGUGAUGCUUCUCUGAGAUUUGUGGAAUGUCGGUCAUUAGGCCAUCGGCUCAGUUCUGCUUCAUAACCUGUUUACUGAUUUAAUCUGUGCUAAUCCUGAACUUCCAAUAAACUUUAAGAAACAGUU